UCCCUGAGAAGACCAGCGCUGUGCCGCAAAGCAUUGAAGCCCUGGGGGAGGGCCACUCACUGCCAGGAGACACCGGCUGCCCCUGGAGGCUGGGCAUCAUGUGGCUCGGAGUCCUCCUGGCCUUGGUGCUGGGCUUGGCUGUCUACUACUGGUUCACCGCCAGGGACAAGGAGGAGAGGCUGCCUCUCGGGGAUGGGUGGUGGGGGCCAGGAGCCCCGCCCUCAGACACAGAGGACCAGAGCAUCCGGCCUUUCAAGGUGGAGACUUCGGAUGACGAGAUCAACGAUUUGCACCAGCGGAUUGACAGGUUUCGCUGGACUGCACCUUUAGAGGACAGCCGUUUCCACUAUGGCUUCAACUCCAGCUACCUGAAGAAAGUCCUCUCCUACUGGCGGAAUGACUUUGACUGGAGGAAGCAGGUGGAGCUCCUCAACCAGUACCCUCACUUCAAGACCACCAUCGAAGGGCUGGACAUCCACUUCAUCCAUGUGAAGCCUGCCCAGGUGCCCUCGGGCCGGAGCCCGGAGCCCUUGAUGAUGGUGCAUGGCUGGCCCGGCUCCUUCUACGAGUUCUACAAGAUCAUCCCACUGCUCACAGACCCUGGGAGCCAUGGCCUCGGCGACCAGCAGGUCUUCGAAGUCAUCUGCCCUUCCAUCCCUGGCUACGGCUUCUCCCAGGCCUCCAGCAAGAAAGGCCUCGACUCCGUGGCCACCGCCAGGAUCUUCUACAAGCUGAUGCGGCGCUUGGGCUUCCAGAGCUUCUACAUUCAAGGGGGAGACUGGGGGUCCCUGAUCUGCACCAACAUGGCCCAGAUGGCGCCCAGCCACGUGAAGGGCCUGCACUUGAACAUGGCUUUGGUCUUGAGAAACUUCCAAACCCUGUCGCUGCUCCUGGGACGGCGCUUCGGGAGAUUCCUGGGCUUCACGGACAGGGACAUGGAGCUGCUGUUUCCGGUCAAGGAGAAGGUGUUCUACAGCAUCAUGAGGGAGAGCGGGUACCUGCACAUCCAGGCCACCAAGCCGGACACCGUGGGCUCUGCUCUGAAUGACUCCCCUGUAGGCCUGGCUGCUUACAUCCUGGAGAAGUUCUCCACCUGGACGGACUCGAGCUUCCGAGACCUGGAGGAUGGCGGCCUGGAGAGGAAGUUCACCCUGGACGAGCUGCUGACCAACAUCAUGCUGUACUGGACCACGGGCUCCAUCGUCUCCUCCCAGCGCUUCUACAAGGAGAACAUGGGCCAGGGCCUGAUGGCCCACAAGCAUGAGCGGAUGAAGGUCUUCGUGCCCACCGGCUUUGCUGCCUUCCCUUCUGAGCUGCUGCACCUCCCUGAGAAGUGGGUGAGGGCCAAGUACCCCAGACUCCUCUCCUACUCCUACAUGGCGGCCGGGGGCCACUUCGCCGCCUUCGAGGAGCCCAGGCUGCUUGCCCAGGACAUCCGCAAGUUCGUGGCAAUGGUGGGUCGGCAGUGACAGCCGGUCAGCUUCGGGGGCCCUGCCCGGCCCUGCCCUGCCCGGCCCGGCCCAGCCCAGCCCAGCCCUGCCCGCUCGCCCACAGCUGCUUAGAGAGGAGAAGCCUGAGGAAUGAGCUCCCGGCCCCUUCCCCGCCCAGCCUGUGCUCAGCUUUGGUAAUAAAUCAUCUCACUUCUA
This is a messenger RNA of Dipodomys spectabilis (banner-tailed kangaroo rat), 1646 nucleotides long. It is a transcript of the gene Ephx1, whose product is annotated as epoxide hydrolase 1. The record is from RefSeq and is a predicted model, not a curated record. NCBI's taxonomy places the organism in Eukaryota, Metazoa, Chordata, Mammalia, Rodentia, Heteromyidae. The transcript has 9 exons. Gene Ontology annotation, molecular function: epoxide hydrolase activity. The coding region runs from base 99 to 1469 and encodes 456 amino acids. Gene Ontology annotation, biological process: epoxide metabolic process; arachidonate metabolic process.